Molecule: messenger RNA, 1095 nt
Organism: Seminavis robusta
Lineage: Eukaryota; Bacillariophyta; Bacillariophyceae; Naviculales; Naviculaceae
Source: the annotation of a GenBank genome assembly
AAGCUCGUCUACAAGCGGACAGGUGCUGUCACCAGUAGAGUCAGGACUCUGACUGCGAGAAGUGUAACGCCAUCACCAACCAACCGCUGCAUCGACAAUUCUGCCAGGAAAGAACAGACUCCAUUAUCAAAGAAGAGACAAGAGACAAACAGUAAGCUGCAGCAAAAGACAACCUUUGAUGAUGUGAUCAUUGUCGAUCACAAACAGAACCCUGACAAGAGGACGCACAGCAUCAACGUGCGAAAGAGCACAGGGGAAGAAGAGUGGGUGCAACUGAGCAGCAUGGCCAAAGAUUUUCCUCAAGCCUGUGCUGCAUAUGCUAGUGACAACAAUCUACUGGACACUCCAGGGUGGAAGAGAUUCAAGCGACUCGUUGACGGCAACAAGAACAAGAGCACAAAUUGCACCCAUCCCUCUGUCAUUUCCCUCGAGCAACAACAAUAUUACGGAAAUCCAAUGAAUGCGUUUUGGUGGAUUGCCGGAGAUUGUUUGGGGUUUCGACGAGACACUGCCAUUUCCCCGUCCACUGGCUGCCCGUACAAGUUGGCGUCGGAACUUCGGUUUGGACCGGACAAAAUCAUUCCAUACGACAAGCAAAUAGAAACACUGACACGGUCUGGCUUUGCUCUCUGGGAUGUUGUUCAAUCGUGCCAACGACCGGGGUCCUUGGAUCAAGACAUUCAAAAGGCAACACCCAAUCCCAUUCAAGAGUUUUGCCAGCAGCAUAAGGGCUCGAUACGACGCAUCGUCUUUGCUAGCGGAAUGACAACCUGCCAACUGUUUGUCAAGCACUUUCGAGACUGGUUGGAAUCGGGAGAACUGGACUAUCUGCACGGACACGAGGCAUCCGAAAAGGCGUUUGCCAAAGCCAUUGCCAGGGGUAGCAAGGUACAAACGACAAAGAAACGCCGCAAGCCCUCAACAACAAUCACUCUGGUGGCGGCAUUGAGUGUCUCUCCCGCGGCUGCUCGUUACAGCUACAAAGAAAAACGUGACUUUUGGGAUGAAUACGUCUACAAACCGGGUCUCUGUGACUACAACAACCAAUCCAGCAGCAAUCGACAGCAGCGGAGGAAGAGUCCUCGUCGAGCUUGA